Molecule: messenger RNA, 513 nt
Organism: Fraxinus pennsylvanica
Lineage: Eukaryota; Viridiplantae; Streptophyta; Magnoliopsida; Lamiales; Oleaceae
Source: the annotation of a GenBank genome assembly
AUGCAGAAAAAAAGAUGGAAAAGCUACUGGAGACAUUUUUGGUGUUUUGGGUAUAACAAAAACAAACAGCGAAUUGGACAUGCUGCUCUUGUUCCUGAAACCCCAACCACUGGAGCAGAUGCUCCAACAGCUGAAAAUCUAUCCCAACCACUUUCCAUAGUACUUCCUUUUGUUGCACCACCUUCCUCUCCUGCAUCAUUCCUUCUGUCAGAACCUCCUUCAGCAGCCCAGUCGCCAACUGGCCUCUUAUCGCUCACCUCAAUAUCAACAAAUAUCUAUUCUCCUGGUAACCGUUCCUCAAUUUUUGCCAUUGGUCCUUACGCUCAUGAGACUCAGUUAGUCUCUCCACCUGUAUUUUCAACAUUUACCACUGAACCAUCAACUGCCCCCUAUACUCCUCCCCCUGAAUCAGUUCACUUAACUACACCUUCCUCUCCUGAAGUGCCAUUCGCACGGCUACUUGAACCCAGCUUCCAAAGUGGUGAAGGUGGUCAGAGAUACCCAAAUAAGUAG